CGUGAGAGGGGCGCCGCCUCACGUGACGCGGGCGCCUCCCGAGGAAAAACUACUAACUCUCCCGGCAGGCCUUGCGCUUCCUUUUCAUUUUUUUCCGCCGGCCGCUCAAGAUGUCCAAGCGAGGACGUGGUGGUUCCUCUGGUGCAAAAUUUCGCAUCUCCCUUGGUCUCCCUGUGGGAGCUGUCAUAAACUGCGCAGACAACACUGGGGCCAAAAAUCUAUACAUCAUCUCUGUGAAAGGGAUUAAGGGGCGCCUGAAUAGGCUGCCAGCUGCUGGUGUGGGAGACAUGGUAAUGGCUACUGUCAAGAAAGGCAAACCAGAACUCAGGAAGAAAGUGCAUCCGGCAGUUGUGAUUCGUCAACGGAAAUCGUAUAGGAGAAAAGACGGGGUGUUUUUGUACUUUGAAGACAAUGCGGGGGUCAUAGUAAACAACAAAGGGGAAAUGAAAGGCUCUGCUAUCACAGGCCCCGUAGCCAAGGAAUGUGCAGAUCUGUGGCCCAGGAUCGCCUCCAACGCUGGCAGCAUUGCAUAAACCUGUCUUGUAAAAGUUCAAUAAAAAAAGUGGUUGUACCAAACUC
Molecule: messenger RNA, 579 nt
Organism: Podarcis muralis (Common wall lizard)
Lineage: Eukaryota; Metazoa; Chordata; Lepidosauria; Squamata; Lacertidae
Gene: RPL23
Product: ribosomal protein L23
Biological process (GO): translation
Cellular component (GO): cytosolic large ribosomal subunit; ribosome
Molecular function (GO): structural constituent of ribosome; large ribosomal subunit rRNA binding
Source: RefSeq, a predicted model, not a curated record